Molecule: messenger RNA, 1776 nt
Organism: Astrephomene gubernaculifera
Lineage: Eukaryota; Viridiplantae; Chlorophyta; Chlorophyceae; Chlamydomonadales; Astrephomenaceae
Source: the annotation of a GenBank genome assembly
CAACUCCAGCAUAGUGUUCAAGAUGCAUUCUUGGUAGUUGAUCCGCAGUAAAUUGCUGUCUUCAUAGUUUGCAUCGCUUUGGACGAUGGUGUCGACUCGCCGCAGCGUCCAGCGUGCCGCGGAGGCCGGCGAAAACAAGGAAACCUCCCAAGCGGCAGGUACAAGCACAACUUUGAAGCGAGGCCGCACAGGAGCCCGGGCACGAGGUCGGCCGGCGGCGCAAGUGGACGAAGAACCGCAACUUGCUCCAGUCCAGGAAGCUGCUGCUCCGGCUGCUCAGAGCCAGCAGGUCGUGGAAGAUGUACAAGAAGCCCAGGUCAACCAGCAACCGGAGACAGAACCUGCAGCUGAGCCCGUUGCUGCUGGAGGUGAAGGACCAAGCGUCUCGAAAGCCGAAGCCAUACCAGGUGGUGGCCAGGACUCAGAGAGCAGCGGUGGAGAAGAUGAUGACAGUGGCAGUGAGGAAAGCAGCGACCGCUCCAGUAGCUCAGAUAGCGACGACGAUGACAUUUUAGGUCCCAACCUCAUGGGCCAAUUGGCAUCGUCCCUUCGGGCAGCCUUACAUGCCCGCGCCGGAGUUCGGGAUGUUUCGCCUUCACCUCCAGCAGAGCAGCUGCUCACCAGCGCUUCCGAACCAAAGCUUGGCCUCGGUAGCGAGCCGGAGGCGAUUCGGUGGCAGGCAGAGACGGAUCGCGUCAAAGCAGGUUCCAGUUCCCAGAAGCGGCUGGCGGCUGGGACAGUUGCGGAGAAGGAGAAGGGCCUCGCCAAACAGCUGCUUGCGCCACCCCGGAGUAAGGUGGCGGAGAAGGAGUCCGAGGCGGAUCGCAAGCGCUGGUUUGAGCUCCCUACGACGAAGAUCACGGAUGAGGUCAAGCAGGAGUUGCGGCUUCUUCGGCUGAGGGGCGCUUACGACCCCAAGCGCUUCUACAAGAGCUUCGACGAGACCAAGUUCCCAAAGCGCUUCCAGAUCGGCACGGUGGUGGACAACCCGCAGGACUUUUACAGCAGCCGCCUGACCGGCCGGGAGCGCGGCGCCAGCAUCACGCAGGAGCUGCUGGCCGACCCGGUGGUAACAGCGGUGCGGAAGAAGCGGUACGCCAAGCUGCAGCAGGAGGCCACCCGCUUCCAGAAGGUCAAGAAGCGGAAGACCGACCAAGUGCGCGCAAACCCCAAGCCCAAGCGCCCCAAGCACUAAGGGCAGUUUUGCGAGGGUGCUGGAGGGAGCUGGAGGGAGAAGCCACUAGGCGCUGUAGGCGCGUUGGGUGCUUGGCUUGGGCGGCAAGAUCGCCCAGGUUGUGUACAGUAGCGUAAAGCGAGGGGACGGAGUGUUGUAUAAGGAUACUGUGUGAUUUCAGUUCCGCAAAUUGUCGAUGUGCCAUAAGGCGCAAGGGAUGCAUGGGAUGUUUAGGUUGCUCGAUGUUGGAGUUUGUGCCUUGUUUGUUGUGCAAGGCCGUUCUCCGUCCUGGCCGUGCCGGGAAACUUGACUUGACGCUGGAUCAGCAAGGCAUAGCUGAUCUUCCUUGCCAGCUUAGUGAUUCGCAGCCCAAGUCGCUCAAGCGUGCUGACACCUUCGCGCAGCUUCCUUGUCGUAGCAGGGACUACGGAACAACGGAAUACGUAGCAGGGACUACGACAACGGAAAACGAUACGCAAAGCAGCGAUAUUUAGCAGGCGACGCUGCACAGAUGUUGUGACUAUGCUAGUUCAGGCGGCCGACUAUGAAUCCUGGCAAAAGUCGCCAGAAGAAGGCCAUUAUUUGUACUGCAUUGUUCCUUU